AUGGGGCUUCUCUUCACUUUGUCUGCUUCUGCUACCAUUAUUCUCCUGGUAAUUCCCGGAGAUUCAUGUGUGGAUAUCAUUGGAGGGUAUGCAGUGACUCCACAUUCAAGACCAUAUAUGGCCCUAGUCAAAGGGAAAGACUAUUGUGGAGGAGCUUUGAUCAAAGAGAAUUGGGUGUUAACAGCAGCCCAUUGUAGAAUUGAUAGAAGAAGCACAGUUGUUCUUGGAGCUCAUUCACUUUCAAAGAAAGAGAAAGAAAAACAGAUUUUUAAGAUUGCAAGGCCAAUUAGCUUCCCAUGCUUUAAUAAUCAGACAAAAGAAAAUGACAUUAUGCUUCUGCAGCUUCAACAGAGAGCAAAAAUUAAUAAAGCUGUGAAAACCAUUAAGCUACCUAACACAGACACUGAUCCCAAACCAGGAACAAAGUGCCAAGUAGCAGGAUGGGGAAUAAUUAAGAAUCGAGACCGUAAACCUUCUGAUAUCCUGAGGGAAGUCAACAUCACCAUCAUCGACAGAAAAACCUGCAAUGAUCAGAAUCACUAUAAUUAUCAACCCAUGAUAACAAUGAACAUGGUGUGUGCUGGCGAUAAGAAUGGAGGAAAAGACUCAUGUGUUGGGGAUUCUGGUGGUCCUUUGAUAUGUAAUGGUGAAUUGAAAGGCAUCACCUCCUUUGGCAUGCCAAACAAGUGCGGUGUUGUUCAAGGCCCUGGUGUCUACGCACGUCUUACAAAGAUACAUCUUCUCUGGAUAAAGAAAACCAUAGGGGGUGACUUAUAG
Molecule: messenger RNA, 777 nt
Organism: Terrapene triunguis (Three-toed box turtle)
Lineage: Eukaryota; Metazoa; Chordata; Testudines; Emydidae
Gene: GZMA
Product: granzyme A
Exons: 5
Coding region: 1-777 (258 amino acids)
Biological process (GO): proteolysis
Molecular function (GO): serine-type endopeptidase activity
Source: RefSeq, a predicted model, not a curated record